This is a messenger RNA of Cylindrotheca closterium, 4575 nucleotides long. Lineage: Eukaryota; Bacillariophyta; Bacillariophyceae; Bacillariales; Bacillariaceae. The record is from the annotation of a GenBank genome assembly.
AUGCCUCUGCAAGUCAAAAAGGCGAAGACCGCCUUCCUCUACUUUCAGAGUGAUCAGCUCUCUGUCAUUCGCAAAGAGCUCAAUCUGAGUAUGGGGGAUGCCAUGACUGAGCUUGCGUCUCGAUGGAAAGCAAUGUCAGACGACGGCAAGCAAAAGUACUUUGAUCUCGAACACAAAGACAAAGAGCGCUUUGAUCGAGAAUCUGCCGAGGCCGAUGCUGCUCGAUUGGCACAGCAAGAAAAACGACGAAACGCUCAGUUUGUCCAACAGGGAGAAGAUGCCCGAAGCAGAGGGGCUCGCAAAGCACAAGACGAAGAGCGUGAACGAAAGGAAAAAGACCGCGAACGAAGGCGCCAGAAAAGGGAAGAUGAAAUGGAUGAUGACGAGCGCGCCGAAAGAGAUCGAUUGAUUGCCGAGAAGAAGGCCGAAGUGGAAGAGCGCCAACGCCAACGUGCCGAAGAAGAAAAGGCGCUCGCCAAGCAACAUAAGAAGCUUGACAAGGAAGAAUCCAAAAAGGCUGCAAAUCGUUUGGAGUACCUCUUCAAGCAGUCGCCAAUCUUUGCAAAACUGAAGAUGGGAAAAGGGGAGAUGAAUGACGACGCACCGGCCGAAGACCCAAAAGCAAAGGGUCGUGGUGCCCGCACAGAGAAGAAACCACAUCACAUCCACGACAAGGAGUCUGGAGAUGAAGAAGAGGAGGAAGAGGAAGAGCAACAUGUAUUCCUCACGAAACAACCAAGUUGUAUCAAAUUCGGCAAGCUCAAGCCAUACCAGGUUGAGUCACUGAACUGGAUGAUCCACUUAGCAGAAAAGGGGUUGAACGGUAUUUUAGCCGAUGAGAUGGGUCUUGGGAAAACACUACAAAGUAUAUCCAUCAUGGCAUAUCACUGGGAGUAUCUGAAGAUCCAAGGUCCGCAUCUGAUCUGCGUCCCCAAGUCCACACUUUCAAAUUGGAUGAACGAGCUAAAGCGUUGGUGCCCCAGUCUUCGGGCAAUCCGAUUCCACGGCUCCCGUGAAACGAGAGAGCAGAUGGUUGAAGAGUUUUUUUCCAAUGAAGCUGCGGCGCACGAUGGGAGACGCCCAGACCGACAGAUCAUGGAUGAACAUGGCGAAUUGGUGGAUGACAACUCGAACAACCCAAGACGAUGGGAUGUGUGUGUCACGACAUACGAAAUCUGCAACUCUGAAAAGAAAACGUUGCAAAAAUUUGCCUGGAAAUAUCUAAUCAUCGACGAAGCACAUCGUCUCAAAAAUGACGCUAGUAUGUUCAGUACAACUGUGCGUAGCUUUCGCACUUUCAAUCGGUUGCUACUUACGGGAACACCUUUACAGAACAACCUUCGGGAGCUGUGGGCACUUCUUAACUUUCUUUUACCGGAUAUCUUCUCGUCAGCAGAUCAAUUUGAUGAAUGGUUCAACUUGGAGAUUGACGAUGAGGAUGCAAAGAAGAAUAUGAUCUCUCAGCUUCACAAGAUUCUGCGUCCAUUCAUGUUGCGUCGAUUGAAGGCGGAUGUUGCGAAAGGGCUCCCCCCUAAAACAGAGACAAUUAUUAUGGUUGGUAUGUCAAAAAUGCAGAAGCAACUCUACAAGAAGCUCUUGCUUCGUGAUCUCGACAGUAUCACUGGAAGCUCGGGAAAGAACAGGACUGCAGUGCUAAACAUUGUCAUGCAACUUCGAAAGUGUUGUGGACACCCAUACUUAUUCGAGGGUGUAGAAGACCGCACGUUAGAUCCACUCGGAGAGCAUCUUGUAGAGAACUGCGGAAAAUUAUUCAUGGUUGAUAAACUGUUGAAGAAACUGAAGGAACGUGACAGCCGUGUGUUGAUCUUCACACAAAUGACCCGAGUGUUGGAUAUCUUGGAAGAUUACAUGGUGAUGCGCGGACACAAAUACUGUCGGAUUGACGGAAACACGGCAUACGAGGACCGAGAGUUUGCCAUUGAUGAGUUUAACAAGCCCAACAGCGAAAUAUUCUGCUUCAUUCUAUCGACACGUGCAGGAGGACUUGGAAUUAACUUGCAGACGGCGGAUACCUGCAUUUUGUACGAUAGUGACUGGAACCCGCAACAGGACUUGCAAGCUCAAGAUCGUUGUCACAGACUGGGUCAAAAGAAGCCAGUUAGUGUGUACCGUCUUGUUAGUGAGAACACCGUUGAAGAGAAGAUUGUGGAACGCGCCCAGCAGAAACUGAAGCUUGACGCAAUGGUGGUUCAACAGGGGAGAUUAAAAGACAAGGACAAAGUUUCAAAAGAAGAAAUUAUGGCUGCCGUACGUUUUGGGGCUGAUACAAUAUUUCGUUCUGAAGAGUCAACUAUCACAGAUGAGGAUAUCGAUGUCAUCCUGGCACGUGGUCAAGCCAAAACAAAAGAGAUUGCAGAGAAAAUUCAAAAAGCGGAGAAAGGGGAUCUUUUGGAUUUCCGUCUUGAUGGUGGGGUAUCUGCGCAGACGUUUGAAGGUGUUGACUACAGUGACCGUGAGCUUCGAGAUCAAUUGCGAAUGUUGGCUGCUAAUUCAAUGGGAAAGCGCGAGAGGCGUCCGCCACCAACAAGUUAUAACCCUAUCAUGCACCCCAAGAAAUCUAUGGUUGUUAACAACCAGCGAAUCAAAUUACCGAAGAAUUUGCGCUUGCCCUCCAUGGAAGAUCAUCACUUUUACAACAGAGAGCGCUUGCUAGAACUCGGGAAGUUGGAAUUCGAAACAUAUGCCACGCUUAGGGAGGCUGGAAAACUUCCUCCACGUGAUUUCCUAGAUAAUGCCAGAACACUAUUGCCUGACGAGCUUGGGCAAGAAAAGAUCGAACUCUUGGAUGAAGGAUUCGGUAACUGGAGUAGGAGUCAGUAUUUUCAGUUUAUUAAGGCAUGUGCGAAAUAUGGCCGUGAGGAUAUCGCAAGUAUCUCUGCAGACAUGGAUAUGUCAGUGAAAGAGGUCGAACCCUACAGUCGUGCAUUCUGGGAAUAUGGGCCAACCGAGCUAAAGGACGAAUGGGAACGUGUCGUUUCGAAUAUUGAGAAAGGAGAAAAGAAGAUCGCAAAACAGAAGAAAUUGACCGCACUCCUUUCAAAGUUCGUAUCGACAUUUGACGACCCUAGAAAUGAAAUGGUCUUUGCCAACAAGGGUACAACUCAUUUUUCCCUGGAGCAAGACCGUGCCCUUCUAUAUGCAGUGAACUUGCACGGGUAUGGCAAUUGGGAUUCCGUAAGAGAGAGUUUGCGGAAGGAUGGCAGGCUCAAGUUCCAACACACUGUGCAAGGUAUGACAACGUCUAUGAUUGCUAAGCGUUGUGAUUAUCGUAUGAGGCAAAUGGAACGCGAACUAGAAGCACGAGAAAAAGCAAUGAAGAACAAGAAAUCUGCAACUCUCAUCGCUGCUCAAAAGCUUCUUGAUGAAGUGAAAGAGAUGGACGAGUGGGAAGCCGAGGCUCAAAAACUUGAGAUGGAGGGAAAAGACCCACCUCCACUUGACAACCUAAGCGACGAUGCUGCCGCUGUGCUCCGAGAGCGGCAGCAAGAACGAGAGCCUUGCAUUGCUCGUCUUCGAAUGAUCGAAGCACAGGUCACUAGGUGUCUCGGUGUUGCGGAAAGUACGAAGGAAUCAAUUUUGAGAGGAGAUCAGUAUGUCAACUACAGUAAUAUUACACUGAAAAAGCCAAAAGAUGCUAAGGAGGAGCCUCCUGAAAUUGAGAAUGGUGAACUUGAGGCGCGCAUCAACAAACGUAUCCUCCAAGUCCCAGAAUGUGGCAAGUGUGAAGCAUGCACUGAGGUCACUACUAGGCGAAAAUUAUGUCAGAAGAGAAUGGAAACUCGUGAAAAGCUGAUUGCGUCUGAGAAGAAGGCGAUAUACAAGGCAUGGAAAGAAGACAAGAAAAGCGGGAAGAAACGAAAGGUUGCGACGAAUACUUUCCAUGCUCCAAAGAAGAUGAAGAUGACAACAGCAGGAAAGAAGAAGGGAUCAAAGCUGAUGAAGAAUUCGAGCGGGCAGCUGAAGCCUCGUGUCACAUCACAAGGAAAUAAGCGAAUGUCCAUUCCAGAUGAAUUAUUCCCUGAGUUUUGUCGUCGUAUUGGGGCGGGUGGAACUGGCGAGAGGAUGAAACUCAUCAAUCAAUUUGCUGAAGAAAACCCCACAGUGUCAGUUCGUCAAGUAACCCUCCGUCUAGGUGAGGUCACGACGAAAGAUAUCCCAAGAUGUGUUACUCCAGUAGAAAGAGAGAAGAAAGCAGGAAGAGCAUUCAUGUUCUACUUAAGACCCCGUUUCUACAAAUUCUUGCCCCCUGACGAGCGGCCUGACGACUGGGAAAAGUGCGCUGAAGAAGAUGAAAUCAAAUGGCAGGAAGAACAGAAGGAUAAAAAAGCUGGCAGGCAAAAGAAGAAGGAGAAGAGGUCUUCUAUUUCUAGCGUGGCGUCAACAACGUCUGAUCCGGCUGAGACCUCGAGCAAUCCUUCACCAUCCGUGCAAGAUGAUGGAUCGGAACAGGAUGAUGAUGAUGAUGAUGGAUCGGAACAAGAUGAUGGUGAAGAGACCGAAGACGAAGACGAGGACGAGAAAGAACCCGUGGUUAAGAAGCUGAGAAUGGAUUGA